Messenger RNA from Sus scrofa (pig), 7338 nucleotides. It is a transcript of the gene PAPOLG, whose product is annotated as poly(A) polymerase gamma. Gene Ontology annotation, biological process: RNA 3'-end processing. Gene Ontology annotation, molecular function: poly(A) RNA polymerase activity; RNA binding. The record is from RefSeq and is a predicted model, not a curated record. Gene Ontology annotation, cellular component: nucleus. Lineage: Eukaryota; Metazoa; Chordata; Mammalia; Artiodactyla; Suidae.
GACCCAGGGGGAGGGGGCGGGGUGGGGAGGGGGCGGGUCCAGGUCUCAAGGGGCGGGGCCACGGCGGGCGAGAGGCAGGCUGGGAAGCGGCGCCAUAUUGGCGUCGGCCGCGCUGUAUUGUCAUAAAUAGAGCCGGUUUUGUGGUGUUUUCACUACUCGGUUGGAUGCCUCGGCCGUAGUAAGUGAGAGAGUAAGAGAGCGAGGAAGCGAGCUGCAAACGAGCGGAGGAAAGUGGACAGGAGGAGAAGGGAAGAGCAAGAACAGGACUCCAGAGCGAAAGGCACUCGCCGGUGAGGGGGACGCAGGAAGCGAUGAAAGAGAUGUCUGCAAACACCGUGCUGGACAGCCAGCGUCAACAAAAGCAUUAUGGGAUCACCUCUCCAAUCAGCUUGGCAUGUCCUAAAGAAAUUGAUCAUAUUUACACACAGAAAUUAAUUGAUGCCAUGAAACCAUUUGGAGUGUUUGAAGAUGAGGAAGAGUUGAACCACAGGCUGGUUGUUCUUGGUAAACUGAACAAUUUAGUAAAAGAAUGGAUUUCUGAGGUCAGUGAGAGUAAGAAUCUCCCACCUUCUGUUGUGGCUACUGUUGGUGGAAAAAUUUUCACUUUUGGCUCCUAUAGGCUUGGAGUACACACCAAAGGGGCUGACAUAGAUGCACUUUGUGUAGCUCCGAGACAUGUGGAGAGAUCUGAUUUUUUUCAGUCUUUUUUUGAAAAAUUGAAACAUCAAGAUGGCAUUAGAAACUUAAGAGCUGUAGAAGAUGCCUUUGUGCCUGUUAUAAAAUUUGAAUUUGAUGGAAUUGAAAUUGAUCUAGUUUUUGCAAGACUGGCAAUACAAACCAUAUCAGAUAAUUUAGAUCUAAGAGAUGACUCUCGACUGAGAAGCCUUGAUAUAAGGUGUAUUCGCAGCCUAAAUGGGUGUAGAGUUACUGAUGAAAUUUUGCAUUUAGUGCCAAAUAAAGAAACUUUCAGACUCACCCUAAGAGCAGUCAAACUGUGGGCAAAACGACGUGGUAUUUAUUCCAACAUGCUGGGAUUCCUUGGUGGUGUCUCCUGGGCAAUGCUGGUUGCAAGAACUUGCCAACUGUAUCCAAAUGCAGCAGCUUCUACUUUAGUUCAUAAGUUCUUUUUAGUUUUUUCUAAGUGGGAAUGGCCAAAUCCUGUGCUGCUGAAACAACCAGAAGAAAGCAAUUUGAAUUUGCCAGUUUGGGAUCCUCGGGUAAAUCCAUCAGAUAGGUAUCAUCUCAUGCCCAUAAUCACCCCUGCCUACCCACAACAGAAUUCUACGUAUAAUGUGUCCACAUCAACUCGAACAGUAAUGGUAGAAGAAUUUAAACAAGGUCUCGCAGUCACAGAUGAAAUUCUUCAGGGGAAAUCAGAUUGGUCCAAACUACUUGAGCCACCAAAUUUUUUUCAAAAAUACAGACAUUAUAUAGUAUUGACUGCCAGUGCAUCAACAGAAGAAAAUCAUCUAGAAUGGGUUGGAUUAGUAGAAUCUAAAAUUCGUGUACUUGUUGGAAAUUUGGAACGGAAUGAAUUUAUUACCCUUGCCCAUGUAAAUCCCCAGUCAUUCCCAGGAAAUAAGGAACAUCAUAAAGACAACAAUUAUGUAUCAAUGUGGUUCCUUGGAAUAAUUUUUCGGAGAGUAGAAAAUGCAGAAAGUGUUAAUAUAGACCUGACAUAUGAUAUACAGUCAUUUACUGAUACAGUGUACAGACAAGCAAACAAUAUAAACAUGCUAAAGGAGGGAAUGAAAAUUGAAGCAACUCAUGUUAAAAAAAAACAGCUCCAUCACUACCUUCCUGCAGAGAUUCUUCAAAAGAAGAAAAAGCAAAGUCUUUCUGAUGUCACUCGAAGUUCAAGUGGACCUCAGUCUAAAAGAUCAUCUCUGGAUAGCAAUUGUUUGGAUAGCUCCAGAGACACUGAUAAUGGAACACCUUUUAACUCCCCAGUGUCUGCAAACAAACCUUCCAAGCCUGAUAUUCCUCCUUUAGGAGAGACAGAAAGGAAUAAUACUGAGCCCACUGCUGUAAUUGUGGAAAAGCCACUGAGUGUCCCACCAGCUCAAGGCCUGUCUAUUCCUGUCAUUGGUGCAAAAGUUGACUCUGCAGUGAAAGCUGUAUCACCCCCAGCUGUGUGUACCAUUCCUACUGUAGUAGGACGGAAUGUCAUUCCUAGAAUCACAACACCCCACAGCCCUGCCCAGGGGCAGCCACAUCUAAAUGGAAUGUCAAAUAUGACUAAGAAUGUUACACCCAAGAGAUCCCAUUCCCCAUCCUUAGAUGGGUCUUCUAAGAGGUUGAAAGACAUAGAAAAGUUUAUUCGACUUGAAUCAACAUUUAAGGAAUCACGUGCUGCUGAAGAGAGAAAAAGAAAAUCAGUGGAUGCUAUUGGAGGAGAAUGUAUGCCCAUUCCAACUAUUGAUACAUCACGCAAAAAGAGACUGCCCAGUAAAGAACUACCAGAUUCAUCAUCUCCAGUUCCAGCAAAUAACAUCCGUGUCAUCAAAAAUUCCAUUCGACUGACCCUAAAUCGGUAAAAGCAGUGCCUCCUUACUUAAGUGAAUAUGCAAUCAUUUAGUGACGUAGAUGCAGUCACUCUUUUCAAGAUAGAAGUGGCUGUAAUACAUAAGGUAAAAGUUACAGUCAUCGACCUAAUGACCUUGAAGUGGUUUUUUGAACUCUCAUACUUUGACCUGCAGAUGCUGUAGCAUUUUCUCAUUGAUUGCUACAUACACUUCUGUGAGGAUCCCCUGCUGUUAAAUUGUCAUCUGCAGUAUUACGGCUUUGCUUUGGAGGUUUUACUGCCUUAACUUUCAAUGCUUGUUUCUCUGUUAUGGGAACCAGUUCUUGGCUCUUUGAACACUGAUAAAACAAGUCCUAAACUCUUUUUUUUUUUUUUUUUUUUUUUUUUAAGUCUUAUGUUGUAAUCAUUGUAUAGAACUGAAAAAGUUGAAAACAAACAAAAAAAAGUCUUGUAAUUUUCCAAAUGUUAACACAUUUACUUUAGCAUUGAAGCCACUUUGUGAAACCUGAGAUAAAUGAAUGUGAGGUAUCAUUUCUGCUUUCCUCAUUUGUGUAGAUGUACUUACUGUCUGUUCUGUUCAUUUAAAUUAUUUUCCCCAGAUUGGCACAUGGAAUAUUUAAAUUUUUAUUUUUUUGUGCCUUUCUGUCCAAAUGUUGCAUAGUUACCAGGAAGGAUUAGUCCAGUGAUUACAUAAGAGUUGGGCACCAUAAAUUCUCUAUAUUUUGCCUCCUAUGGAGGCCUUUGAAAUGCAUCUUUAUUAAGAAUCAAAAUAUAACCACGAUACUGAAAGUCAGUAUAUGAAUGGUGAAAUUGUCACAUAUCCUAUCUCAUGCCAUUCUUGUUAGUUGACUGGUAUUUUUUACCAAGAAGCAACUCAUUCCAGCAUCAACAAUAGGAUACCUUUAAGUCUGGCAAACGUGUAUUUUUGAGGUGUUUGAUUAACUUGGCAUGAUAAUUCCUGACCAUCACUACCCACAACUUCUGUUUCUUCAUGGACUAGGCAUGCAGAAAUAAGCAGUGGAUUCUAUUGAAACCUAAAGGCAUUUUUGAAUGACACUGUUACCAACCAUUAAUUGGCUCAGGACCUUUGUAAUUUUUAUUUAAAUAUAUGAGUUAUCUUUUUUACACUGCUUUUUUCAAUGCAUUUCUUAAUAUUUUUUAAGUUUCAUGAACGCAUGUUCCACUUAUUAAAUUCCAUAACCAUGUAAUUCUUGUAAUAUGUUGAUUCAGUGUUUUGUAAAUGAAGUCGUAUGUAUUUUCAGAGUAUUUUUGUAUGUACUGUAAGAUAACCAUCUUUUCAAAGAGAAAACUUUAAAACCUUUACUGUCUCUCUUUAGUCUAAUUUUUUAAAUAUGGAUUAUGCUUGAAUUAUUCUUAAAAUGAAAAUGUAUAGAUUGCACAACCAGGAAUGCUGGUAUAUAUUACCUUCUUCCGCUUUUUUUCUUUUUUUUUUUUGUCUUUUUGUCUUUUGUAGGGCCGUACCCGCAGCAUAUGGAGGUUCCUAGGCUAGGGGUCUAAUUGGAGCUGUAGCCGCCGACCUACACCACAGCAACUCGGGAUCCGAGCCACAUCUUCGACCUACACCACAGCUCACGGCAAGGCCAGAUCCUUAACCCGCUGAGCGGGGCCAGGGAUCGAACCCACAACCUCAUGCUUCCUAGUCAGAUUCGUUAACCACUGAGCCACGACAGGAACUCCCUUCUUCAGCUUUCACUCACCAUUUAGUAGGUCCAGUAGGAGAAAGAACACAGAAUGGUACAUUUGAAUACUGCAGGGAAAAUCCUUGGUUGUAUAGUUCAUAGGACCCAUAGAAUGCCAUUUAGCCAGUGGAAUGAUAGUCCUUUUCCUCUUUCAAGACCUUUACCAUUGAGUAGAAAUACCUGAAUUCUAGUAGUCGGAGAACAGUGUGCUGCUUACCCCACUCCUGUUCCUGACACCUACAUCUCUGAAAUGGAAAUUCUAGUGUUUAACUUUUACAAAGAAAAACUUCUUAGAAGUAGAGACAAACAAGGAGAAAACAGUGGUUCCAUUAUUCACUUUUUAUAUAGCCAAAGACAACAGUGAAAUCCCGUAACCAAGUUGUAGCUUCCUUGGCAAAGCUGUUCUCUUAGCUCACCCUUUGCCUUUAUUCACAUGUUUUGAGAUCUGUUCCUUAAAUACAGUAUCUCAGCAAAAGUGAAUUAUUAUGAAAGGACUGAAUAACUUUCACCUGACUUCAAACUUUGAAAACUCCUUUAGUAAGGGAUUUGAUUAUAUUAAAUGUUAUCUCCCAUUGCCAGAUUUUAAAAUCUUUAAGACUUCCCAUAUGUAUAUCCAUGUUUACCCUAAUAUGUAAACUAGUGGAGUUUCUCUUUAGUAAGAAAGCAACAGGCCUAACCUUUAUACUAUAAUCAUUUCUCUUGUUUUAAGGGUCCAUUUGACAUCGGGUUAAGACAUAGCCAGUAAUUCAACAUUUGACUCCUCAAAGGUAGCAUUCUUCAACCUGUUUGGCAACUGGGGAGUUGAUGAGGUGCUUUUGAGAUGGUGGGUUUGGUUAGAUCUGAAGUGUUUUCUACCCUGAACAGUGGGUAGAAUAUUCAGUAUAGUUGACCCUUGAACAACACAGAUUUGAACUACACGAGUCCUCUUAUAUGUGGAUUUUUUUCAAUAAAUAUAGUAUUUGUCUUCUCAUUUCAGAGCUCUUUAGCUAAGUGUGGGGGGAGUUUGUGUUUGAUUAGAGCACAGUAAGUAGACUCAAAAUAACUAGAGUUUGAGUCCUGAUUCUGUCCAAACUGUUUCAGCUUCCUGCCCUUGGGUGAGUCCUGUAUCAGUUCCUUUGUUUUGAGGCACAGAUAGCAGUACAAGUGUUUUUGGGUUUUUUUUUCUCUCUUUUUCUGGGGGGGGGAGGUUCUUUUUAGGGCCAUACCCACAGCAUAUGGAGGUUCCCAGGCUAGGGGUCGAAUUGGAGCUGCAGCUGAUGGCCUAUGCCACAGCCACAGCAAUGCAGAAUCCAAGCCGUGUCUGCCACAUCUUCGACCUCACCACAGUUCAUAGCAACGCCGGAUCAUUAACCCACUGAGCGAGGCUGGGGCUCGAACCAUCAUCCACAUGGAUACUAGCCAGGUUCAUUAACUGCUGAGCCACAGUGGUAACUCCCAGCAGUACAAGUGUUUUCAACUGUAAGGGGCUGCAGGUGCAUAUGGUUAGCACCCCAAACUCCUGCACUGUUUAGGGGUCCACUGUACAUUUGUUACUGUAGUAGGAGACCUCCGUUGUACUGGUUCUAAGUAAGGAAGAGAGGAAGGAAUGGUCUGAGAAUGUAUGCUGGGUUCAGAGGCACUAAAUUGAUGUGUUUGAUUUCAAGUGUGGAAACCAUACCUAGAAAUUAUGUAUUUCAAAUAACCUGUUCUUCAGUAUGUAGACACAUGUUCAUUUUCACAAGGGUAUUAAACUUUAAUCUGCUCAUUUUUCAGUUUCAAAGAAACAAUUAUCUGCUAGUUUAAACCUUAGGGAUUUAACUAAUUUGAGAGACAGGAUAACAUGGCUUAAAACCUGAUAAAAUUGGGGAAAGAAAAUUUUACAAGACUAUACUUUGGUUGGUGUUCACAGUAAGAGUCUUUGUCUUAAGGUAGCAGUUUAAUAACAUCAUUAAAAUGCUUAGUAUACUAUGUAGUCACAAUGAAGUGAAGAUGGGCAAUGUUUAAAUGGGCUAAACUUAUUUUCCACUGUGUUCCCACAGCUUUGAAAUAGGAAUUCCUAACUUGUGGGUCAUGGACCGUAAGGAAAGUUUUUGUUCAUACGCAUUUUUCUGGAGGGAAGUUCAUGUUUUCAUCACCUUCUCAAAGUGGUUCGUGACCCUAAAAAAAAAGUUAGGAACCACGGCUUUACAGGAUUGAAUAAUUCCAAACUCUUGGAAUUUUUUUAUAAGAUUUUUCUGUGCUGUAAUUCUAAAAAUGUACUGUGUCUAGUAACUAGUAAAGUGGGCUGAUGAAGGACUAUGGAACACUGAAUUUCUCUCCAAGUUUCUUUAUAUAUCGCAGAUAAAACAUCAGUAUUUAGAAAAAGGCUUAUGAUUGGUUUUUAAAAAGUCAUGUUAACUUAAGAUUCAUUAGCAGGGUCAGUAAGUUCAGCAAAUUUCAACCUUAGAAUGAGCAGAGUAGAAAAACUUAAAAUGAUCAUUAGAAAUGAUUUUAAAAAAUGGAAUUAAGCAUUAAAAGAUUCUAAUCCUUUGACUUGGGUAGCAUUAAAGUUCGUAUUCCUCCAUGUUUGUGGUUCAGACCGGAACAGACCAAUAAAGAGAACUUUAGUGUUUAAAAAAAUUUUUUUUAAUAAAUUACCUAUUUAAAUAAAUAUUAAAUUUUCCAAAGCUUAGAAUUUAGGUCAUGAUGCUAGUGAUGAAGAUAGUGCAAGUGAUGGAAAAAAAACUGGUCUCAGUAACGGUAACUAUAUCCUUAGGAUUUUUUUUUUUUUAAUGUAUAAGGUCAGAUCUUUCCCAAAUUUCCUACUUUUUCUGAAAUAAUUUUAUAUUUAAAGUUAAACUUAAAAGAUCAUCUUCAAGCCUACUAUAAUUUUUAAUCUGUUGCUACAUAUUUAGUAAAGACCCAUGUAAUUACCUUAAAAAGUACUUAGGAUAUCUUUGAGGUAAAUGGUGCUACAUCACUUCACAGUAUUAAUGUAAAAUGAUUGCAGCUACUUUUCCUUUCUAGAUAGCUGUUAUGUAUAGUUCAUAUUAAUUUCUCCCGCCUUUUAUUUGGAUUGUCUUAUUUCCUAGUUGUAUACACAAGCCUCAUUAUCUGUCUGGAAUAAGUAAUCAAAUAAACUUGCUUUGAUAAAUA